This is a messenger RNA of Cercopithifilaria johnstoni, 204 nucleotides long. The record is from the annotation of a GenBank genome assembly. NCBI's taxonomy places the organism in Eukaryota, Metazoa, Nematoda, Chromadorea, Rhabditida, Onchocercidae.
AUGCGUAUACGCAUGAUUGCAUCAUACAUGUCGUUCCUGCAUUGUGCCCAGUUGAAUGUUUUGUGUCAAAGCUCGGACAUUUUCACAUUCGGUAUGUUGGAAAUAUUGUUGUCGAUCACAUCGGGCACCGAGCGAUCAUCUCUAAGCUCGUCGUCGCUACGCAAACGCCUUGGUCCUCCUGGUCACAUCAUAUUGGUUCCAUGA